Neoarius graeffei (lesser salmon catfish) is the source of this 2315-nucleotide messenger RNA. RefSeq names its product calsequestrin 1b (gene casq1b). The record is from RefSeq and is a predicted model, not a curated record. Gene Ontology annotation, cellular component: sarcoplasmic reticulum lumen. Gene Ontology annotation, molecular function: calcium ion binding. The coding region runs from base 147 to 1523 and encodes 458 amino acids. The transcript is spliced from 11 exons. Lineage: Eukaryota; Metazoa; Chordata; Actinopteri; Siluriformes; Ariidae. Gene Ontology annotation, biological process: regulation of skeletal muscle contraction by regulation of release of sequestered calcium ion.
AGUCCUGCUCUUUUCAGGGUGGUAGACACAUGGACUGGACCUUGUUCCUAACUGUUUAUGUGACCUGCCGUUAGGAACAAAGCAAAAAUAAAGAAAAAGAUAAGGAAACUAUUUUGAUUUUUAUUACUGACUGAAGUGUCAAGAACAUGAAGUGGAGCUUGUGGCUUGGAGUCAUUCUCCUCACCUGUGGAGUUCUGUGCUGGGGAGUAAAGAUCCUGGAUAUCCCUGAGCAUGAUGGCAAGGAUCGUGUCCAUGAGCUGUCCAACAAAAACUACAAGGCUGUGAUGAAGAAGUACGAUGUCAUGGUGAUCUACUAUCAUGAAGCUGUUGGGAACAACCGCAUGGCCAAGAAGCAGUUUGAAGUGGAAGAGCUUGCUUUAGAGCUUGCCGCCCAGGUGCUUGAUGACUUUGACGAUGAGGAUAUUGGAUUCGGGCUGGUAGAUGCAAAGAAAGAUGUUGCUGUCGCCAAGAAGUUGGGUUUGGAUGAAGUCAACAGCAUUUAUAUCUUUGCUGAUGAUGAGAUAAUUGAAUAUGAUGGAGAGAUGGCUGCAGAAACACUUGUGGAAUUCAUCUAUGAUGUUAUUGAGGAUCCAGUGGAGAUCAUUGACACUGAAGGAGAGCUAAGAGGCUUUUUUAACCUCGAGGAGGAUGUCAAGUUAGUGGGAUACUUUAAGAAUGAGAAUUCCCGAUAUUUUAUUGAAUAUGAUGAUGCCGCUGAAGAGUUCCAUCCCUUCGUCAAGUUCUUUGCCACUUUCAAUUCAAAAAUUGCCCAAAAACUAAAACUGGAAAUGAAUGAGGUGGAUUUUUACGAGCCCUUCAUGAAGGAGCCUAGCACAAUCCCAGGCAAACCUCACACUGAGGCUGAGCUGAUUGACUACAUCGAGGAGCAUGAAAGACCGACUCUAAGAAAACUAGAACCCUAUAGCAUGUAUGAGACCUGGGAGGAUGACAUUAAUGGACAACACAUUGUGGCCUUUGCUGAGGAAUCUGACACUGAUGGUUUUGAAUUCCUGGAGAUUCUGAAGGAGGUAUCCCGUGAGAACACUGAAAACCCUGAUCUGAGCAUUAUCUGGAUUGACCCAGAUGACUUCCCCCUGUUGGUGCCCUACUGGGAAAACACUUUUGGCAUUGACCUUUCCUCUCCGCAAAUUGGUGUGGUGGAUGUGAAGGAUGCUGACAGCGUUUGGAUGGAGAUGGAUGAUGAGGACAUGCCCACUUCCUAUGAGCUGGACACCUGGAUUGAGGAUGUGCUGGCAGGCAAAAUUGACCCUGAUGACGACGACGACGAUGACGACGAUGAUGACGACGAUGAUGACGACGACGAUGACGACGAUGAUGAUGAUGACGACGAUGAUGAUGAUGAUGAUGAUGACGACGACGACGAUGAUGACGAUGAUGACGACGAUGAUGACGAUGACGACGAUGAUGACGACGAUGAUGACGAUGACGACGACGAUGACGACGACGACGAUGAUGAUGAUGACGAUGAUGAUGAUGAUGAUGAUGAUGAUGACGAUGAAUAAAUUCCUUCCAUCAUCUCAGGGAUUUCAUCAUGUUGACUGGCACUAGCCCAAAUACUUUAAUGACCAUGAAUGUGAAGUUCAAAAUUCAUCCAAGGUUUUAGCGUCCACACAUCACGGUCAUCACUUCCUGGUUUUGGAAGCUUUUUGCCUUUCCAAGGCAGGAAUCCGUCUGAAACCCUUGACACUUCAGGGGCACAUCAGCGUUAUUUGACUGGUCUUUUUAUAAUGCCCUUGGGGUGUUCCCUCAAUUUGUAAAUGUUUAUCUUGUCCAAGAUCAAAUUCUCAAUGUUGCUUGUUGAUGCUUAUUUAAGAGUGUUCUCUGAAAUAAAUAAAAAAAGGGGGGACAAUCCUGGGGGUAUUCACCCGUUUACGAUAGCUACAUAGCUACACAUUUUAACAAAGCAUUAGUAAUUUAUGUGUAUACGCACUGUCUUUUUAUAUGUGUACCCUUAUAAGAGAAAUAUUUCUUUGCCAUGGAGGUGGGUUUCUUACCCUGCCAUUUUUAAAAAGAAGCUAUUUUUUGAUUGGGUGAAAAUUUCAAUUUCAGUCUACUAAUGUGAACAUAUAUUAAACCAGCAAAAAGCGCAUUAUUUUUGUUAUUUGUUCAGAUGUGAGGCUGUGUUCACGAAUAUGUCUUAAUUUGACAAUUUCUUGUAAAAAGCAAGAGAUGUACAACAAAAGUAAAAGAGCAGAUUUUCUCCAAUGUUGGAAACAUGUAAAGACAAGAAGAACAAGUAACCAAAACUGUUUUCUGUCGUCUUCAUUUCAGUGUAUGUGCAUGUUUGUGAGAGU